UCCAGCUUCUCCAGUCCCUGUCCUCUUCUGGCUCAUUCACUCUUUAAUGUGGCCAUAAAGGUUUAAAUAAUGACUGACAGUGGAGAAGGCGACGUUGAAUUCCAGUUUCUACAGACGGGAGAUGAGGUGGUUUUGCAGAGUACCUUCACCUCCCAGGAGGAACAUGUGAAGCUAUGUCUUGCUGCUGAAGGAUUUGGCAGCAGACUUUGCCGGCUUGAGCCCACCUCUAACUGUAAGAAUGUUCCACCAGACUUGUCUGUGUGUGGCUUUGUCCUGGCCCAGUGUCUUUCUGUGCGAGCCCUGCAGGAGAUGUUGGCCCACAGUGAAAACCUGGCUGCAGAGGUGGGAGCUGGAGGUAGCCAUCGCACCCUUCUAUAUGGGCAGGCGGUAUUGUUUCUACACUCAUACAGUGGCAUGUACCUCAGCUGCUUGUCUUCCUCUCAGUCUUCAACUGACAAGCUGGCUUUUGAUGUUGGCCUGCAAGAGGACAAAACAGGGGAGGCGUGUUGGUGGACUGUCCACCCAGCAUCCAGACAGAGGUCAGAGGGUGAGAAGGUGCGUGUAGGUGAUGACCUCAUACUUGUGAAUGUGUCUUCAGAGAGAUACUUGCACCUUUCCUUCGGCACUGCAUCUGACAACAAAAGCUUGAGUGACAGUCUGAUUGUUAAUGCAGCCUUCCAGCAGACCCUCUGGAGUGUUGCUCCCAUCUGCUCUGGACACGCCGUUGCUCAAGGAUACCUGAAGGGGGGUGAAACACUUCGGCUACUCCACAGCCAUAGUGACGCAUGUCUGACUGUUCCCUCUACAGAGCAUGGAGAGGAGCUUCAAAGGAUAAUGCAUUAUGAGCUUGGAUCAGUCUCCGGUCAUGCCCGGUCUCUCUGGAGGCUGGAGAUUCUGCGAGUUGUUUGGAGUGGUAGGCAUACAUGCUGGGGCCAGCCAUUCAGACUGUGCCACGUUACUACUGGAAGAUACCUGGGUCUCACAGAGGAGAAAGGUCUGCAGCUGGUUGAUCGGGACAAAGCUGACAUCAAUACAACCUCCUUCUGCUUUCGAUCAUCAAAGGAGAAGCUUGACACCAACACAAAGACUGAUGUUGAUGGGAUGGGAAUCCCAGAGAUCAAAUAUGGAGAUUCCAUUUGUUUUCUUCAACAUGUAGCCUCUGGGCUCUGGCUAACAUACCAAGCUGCUGAUGCCAAGUCCCAUAUGGGUGGAGCUCAGCGAAAGGCAAUUUUGCACAGUGAAGGGCAUAUGGACGACGGGCUGACACUGUCUCGUUCUCAGAGGGAAGAAUCUCAUACUGCCAGACUAAUACGGAGUGCUGUUCUCCUCUUCACUCGCUUUGUAAGGAAACUUGAUGGUUUUAACCAAGAGAUAAAUAUCCCCUCUGUCAGCCUGCCAGUGGAGACAGUGACACGCAGUCUGCAGGAUCUGAUCAUCUAUUUCAAGCCUCCACUGGAGGGGCUAGGCCAUGAAGCUAAACAGAACAGCAUGGCGGCGCUAAAGAAUCGACAGAACAUGUUUCAAAAAGAGGGUGUGAUAGAUUUGGUCUUAGAUUGUAUUGACCGUCUACACCAGUAUAGUAGUGCUUCUCAUUUUGCUGAGGCUGUUCAGAGUGACACAGGAGAGGAGUGGGAAACCAUCGUCAACCAUUUCUAUGAGCUGUUGGCUGCUCUGCUCCGGGGAAACCGUGCAAAUUGUGCUAAUUUCUCGGGUUCGCUGGACUGGCUGAUUAGCAGGCUAGAACGGCAGGAGGCCUCUUCUGGAGUCCUGGAAGUUCUUCACUGCGUCCUUGUGGAAAGCCCUGAAGCUCUCAAUGCCAUCAAGGAACAACACAUUCAGUCUGUCAUCUCAUUUCUGGACAAGCUUGGAUGCAACCACAGGGUGCUGGAGGUGCUUUGUUCUCUGUGUGUGUGCCAUGGUGUGGCGGUGCGGUCCAAUCAGAACCUCAUCUGUGACAGUCUGCUGCCAGACAGAGAUUUGCUACUCCAAACACGUCUCGUUAAUCAAGUCACCAGCAUGAGGCCAAACAUCUUCCUAGCUAUGGGAGAAGAUUCAUCCCAGUAUCGCAGGUGGUACUACGAGCUGGUUGUGGAUCACGUCAAACCCUUUCUCACAUCUGAGCCCACACACCUGCGUGUCGGCUGGGCUUGCAUGAAAGGCUACCAGCCCAGGCCGACAGGCGGCGAGGGCUGGGGGGGGAAUGGAGUGGGAGAUGACCUCUGCUCGUAUGGCUUUGAUGGACUUCACCUCUGGUCAGGCUGCGUGAGCCGGAAAGUCAGCUCCCCGUUCCCUAACCUACUAAAAGAUGAUGAUGUCGUUAGCUGCUGCCUUGACCUCAGCAUUCCCUGCAUCUCAUUCCGGGUCAAUGGUCUACCUGUGCAGGGCAUGUUUGAGAACUUCAAUGCUAAUGGACUUCUUUAUCCUGUGGUCAGCUUCUCUGCUGGAGUCAAAGUUCGUUUUCUGUUUGGGGGAAGGCAUGGAGAGUUUCGCUUCCUGCCACCUCCAGGUUAUGCUUCUUGCUCUGAAGCUCUUCUCCCAAAAGUCAGACUGAAGGUACAGCUGUGUCAGGAAUACAUUUUGGAUCAUGGUGAAGGGAAACAAGAGCUUAUUGGCCCCUUAGUGCCUGUCACUCCAGUUACCUUCACUCCGACAACAAUAGACAUCAGCAAGGUGGUAUUGCCUCCACAACUUGAGGACAUUCGAGAAAAAAUGGCUGAGAAUAUCCACGAGCUCUGGGUAAUGGACAAGAUUGAUCUCGGAUGGACACAUGGACCAGUGAGGGAUGAAGGUAAGAGACAUGAUCCUUGUCUGGUGGAGUUCUCCAAGUUGCCAGAGCAUGAGAGAAACCAGAACCUUCAGAUGGCACAGGACACACUCAGGACCCUGCUGGCACUUGGUUUCCACAUCGGAUUGAUGGAUGAUCAUGCUGAGAAACACAUGAAAUACAUGAGACUUCCUGUCAAGUAUGAGCAGAUGACUGGCUACAGGCCUGCUCCAGUAGACCUGAGCCAGGUGUCUCUGAGCUCAGACCACGAGGAAGCAGUUAACUUGCUGGCGGAGAAUGAACACAACGUAUGGGCCAGAGAGCGAAUCAAACAGGGAUGGACUUAUGGAGCGCAACAGGAUAUAAAAGCAAAGCAGAGCCCUUACCUUCUGCCCUACAGCCUUCUUGAUGAAAGAACUCGGAGAGUGGGAAGAGAGAGUGUCAGAGAGGCUGUCUGUACCCUGCUGGCAUACGGCUACAGCCUGGAGCCCCUAAACCAGGAACACACUACAUUAUCAAAGCCAUGUUUCUUCUCUGCUGAGAAAUGCAGAGUGUUCAGACCAGAUAAAUCAUAUGCUGUGACUCAGGGGAAGUGGUAUUUUGAAUAUGAAAUACUGACAGCAGGGAAUAUGAGAGUGGGCUGGGCCCGACCAGGCUGUACCCCAGAUAAAGAGCUUGGCUCAGAUGACCAAGCAUAUGUCUUUGAUGGAUUUGAGGCUCAGUGGUACCAUCAGGGCGGCGAGCCCCUGGGACGUCCAUGGCUGAGAGGUGAUGUGGUGGGUUGCUUGGUGGACAUGGAUGAAUGCACCAUGAUGGUUACGCUCAAUGGAGAGCUGCUGUUUAAUGACAGAGGAUCAGAGCUGACUGCCAAGGACUUUGGUAUUAGAGAUGGCCUAUUACCUGUGGUUAGUGUUGGGGUGAACCAGGUGGGGAGGCUGAAUCUGGGACGCCAAGUAGGCUCUUUGCAAUACUUUACUGUGUGUGGCCUGCAGGAGGGGUAUAGACCUUUUGCCAUCAACAUGGCCAGAGACCCAGCUCUGUGGAUGAGUUGGAAACAGCCGCAGUUUACCUCCAUACUACCUGAUGAUCACUAUUUACAGGUUACAAGAGUCAGUGGCUCAGCAGAUUCCUUAUCCAGCCUGAGGGUCUCCCAGUGUAUGCAACCGCACCAUGGUGGAGAAAGUGAGAUGGGCUAUUAUCGCCUCAGCAUGUCUGUCGGAUGUGCUGCUGUCCUCAGAAGCCCACCAGGGGGCGUGCUUCCUGUGGCCUCCAGUGCUCUCUCUCCAAGCUCAGAAAGGAAAGAGCAGGAGGAGGUGGACUCUGACUUUGAGGUGCUGAUGAAGUCAGCCCACAGCUAUGCUGGUUCAAGAGAUGAGCUCAACUAUAAAGAUCAUAGUAACGACAAAACAUCAAGACUGAAACAGCGGUUUAUGCUGAAGAAGACCAAACCAGGCUUAGUCAGCAGUAACUCAUCUGCACGGCUCCUCGAAGACGUUGUAGUCGACAAGGAUAACUAUGAUCACCUUAUCCAGAGCUCCAGAUAUUACUACUCAGUGCGGGUUCUUCCAGGCCAGGAGCCAUUCAAUGUGUGGGUAGGCUGGGUGACCUCUGACUUUCAUCAGCAUGACAUGACAUUUAACACUGACAAUGUCCACACUGUGACUGUCACCCUUGGAGAUGACAGUGGCAAAGUCCAGGAAAGUGUAAAGCGGUCUAACUGCUAUAUGGUUUGUGCUGGAGAGGCAACAGGCCUGUCUCAGAGUCGGAGAAGCACAGGAUUGGAAAUUGGCUGUUUGAUUGACACAACCACUGGUCUGCUUACAUUUACCUCCAGUGGAGUGGAGAUGGCCACUUUCUACCAAGUGGAGGCAAGUACAAAGCUCUUUCCUGCUGUUUUUGUCAAACCCACCACCAAAAACAUGUUUCAGUUUGAACUGGGACGCAUCAAGAAUGUGAUGCCACUGUCCUCAGGUUUGCUUCGGAGCCAGUCAAGGAAUGUCACUCCUCAGUGUCCUCCUAGGGUUCAGGUCCAGUGGCUGAGGCCUGCUUCAUGGACUAGAGUACCAGACAGAGCACUGAAAGUGUUGGUUGAUCGACCAGAUGAAUGUCACGGCUGGAGAAUUCAAUGCCGUGAGCCCUUACAAGCCAUGAUCCUUCACAUUCCUGAUGAAAACAGGUGUGUUGACAUUUUGGAACUGUCGGAGCUUGAUGACCUCUUGACCUUUCACAACAAUACCCUCCUGCUCUACUGCUCUUUAUGUGCUCUUGGCAACACCAGAGUUUGCCAUGCCCUCUGCAGUCAUGUGGACCAGUCGCAGAUUCUUUAUGCUAUUCAGGAUCCCUACCUCCCUGGCCUGCUCCGGUCUGCAUUUUAUCAGCUGCUUUUUCAGGUUUUCCUCAGCAGCUACACCACAGCCUGUCUUAUGAUGAACCAUGAAUACAUAGUUCCUAUGACUGACCAAACCAGAGAAAUCACCCUUUAUCCCAGUCCUAUUAAUGGUGGGGAUAGACAACCUCCAGAGGGAAUACCAAGUGCUAGCUGUAGCACAUCCCUUAAACCUCAGAUGCAUUUUUCAACUCCUUGCUUUAUCAGAAGCGAUUGCAUAGAAGGAGCUAGUGCACUGGAAAUAGCCUGCAAAGACAGCCCAGAAAUCCCUCUGGACGUUUUAAAGAAUCUUACCGUGGAGAUGCUGACUGCUGCAGUUUGGGCUGUGGGUCAGGAUGUAAGGGAUCCUGCAGGAGGCAAUUUCGAACUUUUGCUUGUUCCUUUAUUAAGACUUUUCUACAGCCUCUUGGUUAUGGGGGUGUGUAGGGAUGAAGACUUAGGGAAGAUUCUUAGACUCAUGGAGCAAGGUGCAUUUGCAAGGCCUGGAACACCCAUAGGGAAGUUGGAAGAAGAAACUAGUGAUGAUGAAGAAGAGCAGAAAGGAGUGAUCACUGAAGAAAGUUACACUGUUAAACAAGGACUUCUUCAAAUGAAGCUUCCAGAAGCUGUCAAACUUGAGCUCUGCCACUUGCUAUCCUACCUGUGUGACUGCCAGGUUCGCCACAGGGUAGAAGCUGUGAUUGCUUUCUCCAACAGCUUUGUUGGCCAGCUGCAGGAGAACCAGCGGUUUCGCUACAACCAGGUCAUGCAGGCGCUCAACAUGUCUGCUGCCCUCACUGCUCGCAAGACAAAGGAGUUCCGGUUACCACCACAGGAGCAGAUCAAUAUGCUGCUGACCUUCAGAGAAGAUGCGCAGCAGGAGAACUCUCCGUGUCCAGUGGAAAUCCAGGAGCUUCUUCAAGACUUCCAUCACCUUCUCGAGACACACUGUGGCAUUGAUUUGGCCAGCACCUCAGAGGAUGAAGAGGAUGCAGAGAUGUCUCUAAAAGAACGACUUCUCUGUCUUGUGGCGAGAGUCUUUGGCAGUAAUAAGUCAUCAAUGGAUAUAGACGGGUGUUCUUCACAUAGCCCCAAGUCCCUCAAAAAGAUGAUCUCUGAAACAAUGGUGCGCUGGGCUCAAGAAAGUGAGAUUGAGGACCCUGAACUAGUCAGUGCUAUCUUCUCAUUGCUGCACCGCCAGUAUCAGGGCCUCAGGGGCCUAAUGGAAGGACCCUUAUUCAAAGCUUAUACCAUCAAGCAGUCGUCACUGGAGGACACCAUGGCACUCUUGUCCUCCUUGGGACAAAUCCGCUCCCUCCUCAGUGUUCGCAUGGGGAAAGAGGAAGAGAGGUUGAUGAUCAGACGACUAGGAGAUAUCAUGAAUAAUAAAGUUUUCUACCAACAUCCAAACCUAAUGAGGGCAUUGUCGAUGCAUGAGACUGUGAUGGAGGUGAUGGUCAAUGUUCUUGGAGAAGGGCAAAUAAAGGAGAUUACCUUUCCUAAGAUGGUUGCCAGCUGCUGUCGAUUCCUGUGCUAUUUUUGCCGUAUCAGCCGACACAAUCAGGGAGCCUUGUUUGACCACCUCAGCUACUUAUUGGAAAACAGCAGUGUCGGGCUAGCUUCACCGUCCAUGCGUGGAUCCACUCCUCUGGAUGUGGCUGCAGCUUCAGUUAUGGAUAAUAAUGAAUUGGCCUUAGCACUGAGGGAAUCAGACCUGGAGAAGGUGGUUCAGUGCCUUGCUGGCUGUGGUCUCCAGAGCUGUCCAAUGCUAGUGGCAAAAGGUUAUUGCGAUAUAGGGUGGAACCCUGUGGAGGGCGAGCGUUAUCUGGAUUUUCUACGUUUUGCUGUCUUCUGCAAUGGUGAGAGUGUCGAGGAGAAUGCUUAUGUGGUGUUGAGGCUAUUGAUUCGUCGACCUGAGUGUUUUGGCCCUGCGCUGCGAGGUGAUGGGGGAAAUGGUCUCUUAGCAGCCAUGGAAGAAGCCAUCAAGAUCUCUGAAGACCCUUCUAUGGAUGGCCCUUGUACCAAUUAUCAUUCCAACAGAGCGCUAGAUGUUGUCCAAGACAGCGAUGAUGAUGUCAUUCACAUGGGGCACGCCAUCAUGACCUUCUACUCAGCUCUUAUUGACUUGCUCGGUCGCUGUGCUCCGGAGAUGCAUUUAAUUCAAGGAGGCAAAGGAGAGGCAAUCCGUAUCAGGGCCAUUCUGAGGUCUCUCAUCCCUAUUCAGGAUCUUCAGGGAGUCAUCAGCAUCUCCUUUCAAAUCCCUUCAGUCUCUAAAGAUGGUGCAUUGGUUGAGCCUGACUUAUCUACAGUGUUCUGCCCAGACCACAAAGCAGCCAUGGUGCUGUUCCUGGAUCGGGUUUAUGGUGUUGAGAGUCAGAGUUUUCUUCUCCACCUUCUAGAAGUUGGCUUUCUGCCUGACCUUCAGGCAGCUGUCUCUCUUGACACUGCUGACCUAGGAUCCACUGAUAUGGCUCUGGCCCUCAAUAGAUACUUGUGUACUGCUGUUCUUCCCCUUCUCACAAAAUAUUCAGUUCUUUUCCAUGAUUUAGAGGACCACAUCUUGCUGGUUGAUUCUCUCAUUCAGGCAGUCUACCGCCUCUCGAGGGCUCUUAGCUUGACCAAGGCUCAGAGAGACACUACAGAAGACUGUCUGUUGGCUUUGUGCAGUAAACUCCAGCCACCUAUGAUGCAGCCUCUCCUUCGUCGGCUUGUCUUUGAUGUCCUUCAUCUGACAGACCACAGCAAAAUGCCUCUAAAGCUCUUGACCAGUCACUAUGAGCAAAGGUGGAAGUACUACUCCCACUCUGGCAGGCAGGGUGAGCAGGGUUGUGCAUCUGAAGAAGAACUCUACCUGUCUACAAAGUUGUUCUGGGGGGUGUUCAAGGCUUUAGCCAAGAAGCCCCAGAUACUUCAGUUAUUGAGUCCGUGUGUGCAGUGCCUCUCUGCAGUGGCCAUGGCCCUGCCUCCUGAUCAUAUGGAACAAAACUGCUUGUCGCACAUUGAGAAAAUAACCUCCAUCGAUACAGACGGACACUUUGACCCCCAGCCUGUAGAUACAUCCAAUGUGUCAGUGCCAGAGAGGCUGGAGUUUGUUGUGAACAAGUAUGCCGAGCAUACUCAUGAAAAGUGGUCACUGGAAAAGUUUGUCGGUGGCUGGGUUCAUGGAGAGCACCUAUGUGAGAACACCAAAGUUCACCCUCGCCUCAAGCCGUACAGGGCUCUUGCUGAAAAGGAGAAGGAGGCGUACCGCUGGGCCAUCAAAGAGACAAUAAAGACUAUGCUUGCCUUUGGCUGGAACAUAGAAAGGACCAAAGAAGGAGAUGCUUUUAGCAUGCAUCCAUGUACACGCAGGGUCUCUCAGUCUGGACAGCUGUCAUUUGAAGGCGCAUCAACCUUCAGCCCCAAACCUGUGGACAUGAGCUGCAUCACCUUAUCAUGGGACCAAUGUGCCAUGGCUGAACAGCUGGCUGAAAACUACCACAAUGCCUGUGCUAAGAUGAAGAAAUUAGAACUUGAGAGUAAAGGAGGAGGUAGCCAUUCGCUGCUUGUACCUUAUGAUACCUUGAGUGCCAAAGAGAAGGCUAAAUUCAGAGAAAGAGCUCAGGAUGUCCUCAAGUUCCUUCAGCUCAAUGGCUACACUGUGUGGAGAGAUCGGAAGUCAGUGGAAAUGGACUUUCCAGCCAUAGCCAACUGCUUUGCAUACACGCUGCUUCAGCGGCUCCUGUCUCACACUGAGGAGGCCCAAGAGAACCUUUUAAAGCUUGAGGUGAUGCAAGCCAGAGGACAGAUGUCUAAGGGAGAGAGGGCUCCACACGAGCAACCAGUCAUUUUUUUUCACAAGGUUAUCCUUCCUCUUUUGGAACAGUAUGUUAAAAGCCACCGUCUAUAUUUCCUGUCUACUUCCUCGAGUGAUAAUAGAAGCCAUGCCUCGAGAAAGGAAAAGGAGAUGAUUGCAUGCCUCUUUUGUAAGCUUGCAGCGCUUGUAAGACACAGGAUCUCAGUCUUUGGAAGAGAAGCCUCAUCAGUUGCAAGCUCCCUCCACGUUUUGGCUCAGGCUCUUGAUGCCAGGACUUUAAUGAAGUCAGCACCAGAGUCUAUUCAGACAUCUCUGCAUUCCUUUUUUAAGGCAGCGGCGUCUGAUUUAGAGAUGACUGUGGAAACUCUUUCUGAGAGCUUAGUUUCGCUGCCUCAGAGUAGGAGUCAGCUGGCAAGAGGAGUAGCCAAGGUUCUCAACUACACAACCUCCAUCCUUCUCCCUACACUCACUUCUCUCUUCCUUCAUCUUGGAAACCAGAACCAUGGAGUAGAUCUCCUGGGUGUUGGAUGCACAGCUGGUUUCCACACCCCUGAAAUCACUUGGGUGGAACACCCACUGAGAAACAAAAAACCUGCCAGACACACAGUUUUAUCAAAACAGAGGAAACGUGCAGUGGUGGCCUGCCUGAGAAUGACUCCACUCUAUAACCUACCCAGGCAUCGAGCUGUUAACCUGUUUCUUCAAGCCUACAAUAAAUCCUGGAUAUCUGCUGAGGAGCACAGCUUUGAAGAGACACUUGUGGAGAAUUUAGCUAAGAGGGGAGUAAUGGAACUGUAUGUAGGUGGAAGAGGGGAAGAAAAGGAUGUGAAGGAAGGUGCCAAACCAAUCGAUCCUCUCCUACAACUCAUUACACUCUUCAGUCGAAGCGCCCUGACAGAAAGCAGUAAGGAUGGAAUUGACAGUCUCUAUAAGCCCUACGCUGCUAUUAUGGCCAAGAGUUGUAGCAGAGAGGGUGAAGAGAAAGAGCAGGAGGUGGAAAGCUUUGAAGAGAAGGAGAUGGAGAAACAGAAGUUGCUGUACCAGCAAGCCAGGUUACAUUGUCGUGGAGCUUCUGAGAUGGUCCUGCAAACUAUCAGCGCCAGCAAAGGUGCCAUAGGCUCCAUGAUUGCCCCUACACUGAAGUUAGGCAUUGCUAUUCUCAAUGGAGGAAAUGCCACUGUUCAGCAGAAAAUGCUGGAUUAUCUAAAAGAGAAGCGAGAUGUGGGCUUCUUUCAGAGCAUGGCUGGGCUCAUGCAGUCAUGCAGUGUUUUGGAUCUGAAUGCCUUUGAGAGGCAGAACAAAGCAGAGGGAUUAGGCAUGGCCACGGACGAGAGCUCAGGAAAAAAGGUGAUGCCUGACAAAGACCUAACCUGUGACCUGUUCCGUUUCCUUCAGCUGCUCUGUGAAGGACACAACUCAGAUUUCCAGAAUUACUUGAGAACACAAACAGGCAACAACACCACUGUCAACAUCAUUAUAUCCACUGUAGACUAUUUACUAAGGAUACAGCAGUCCAUCAGUGACUUCUACUGGUACUACUCAGGUAAGGAUGAGAUUGAUGCACAAGGUCAACACAACUUCUCCAAGGCCAUUGAAGUGGCCAAACAGGCCCUCAACACUCUCACUGAGUACAUACAGGGUCCGUGUACUGGGAACCAGCAGAGUCUAGCUCAUAGCCGUCUUUGGGACGCUGUUGUGGGAUUCCUCCAUGUCUUUGCGCACCUGCAGAUGAAGCUCUCUCAGGAUUCAAGGCAAAUAGAGCUUCUAAAGGAGCUCAUGGAUUUACAGAAAGAUAUGGUUGUGUUUUUGCUUUCUAUGUUAGAAGGCAAUGUUGUCAAUGGAACUACUGGAAAGCAAAUGGUGGAUAUGUUGGUGGAAUCGUCAGGCAAUGUGGAAAUGAUUCUCAAGUUUUUUGACAUGUUCCUCAAACUUAAAGACCUCACCUCCUCAGAAGCCUUCAGAGAACAUGAUCCUGAUCGUCAGGGAAGCAUAUCCAGGAAGGACUUCCAGAAAGCCAUGGAAAACUGCAAGCAUCUCUCGCAGGCUGAGAUCCACUUCUUGCUUUCGUGCAUGGAGACUAAUGAUGGUGAAAUUGUGAACUAUGAGGCCUUUGUGGAUCGCUUCCAUAAGCCAGCAAAAGACAUUGGCUUCAGCAUCACCGUUCUCCUCACCAACUUGUCAGAACACAUGCCCAACGAUUCAAGACUAAAGACAUUCUUGGAACUGGCAGAAAGUGUCUUGACUUACUUUCAGCCCAGUCUAGGACGCAUAGAGAUCCUCGGCAGUGGGAAGCGCUUCGAACGCGUCUACUUUGAGAUCAGCGAAUAUAGCCGUACACAGUGGGAGAAGCCACAGGUUAAAGAGUCGAAGAGGCAGUUCAUUUUUGAUGUUGUCAACGAGGGUGCAGAGAGAGAGAAAAUGGAAAUGUUUGUCAAUUUCUGUGAGGACACCAUUUUUGAGAUGCAGCUUGCAGCUCAGAUAUCUGGCUCUAACACCGGAGAAAGAAAUACUGGGAAACAAGUCGAGGAUAAACGACACCUGGGCGAUCAGGGAAUGUUUUUCAUGAUUCAUUGGUGGCUAUUUCUCUCAACUCUACUUUCUCUGACAAACCUAAAGACACUGAUGAAGUUGACCCUGAAGGAUAUCCUCAUGUCAGCUGCUCUAUUCGUCCGAUUCAUUUGUAUGGCUCAGGUACGGUGCAUUUAUGUUUUAUUUCACAGCAUCUUAUACGUGCUGUAUAUUGCUUUUGUGAGUGGUGGGCUCAUAGAGGGAGCCAAAAAGAUUAGGAUAUCUGACUUGCUUGGCGGUAUCCUUGAACCAACUCUUGAUGAGGUCACGGAGGUGCCAAGUGGUGUGGAUCAGCCGAGGAGGUACUCUGCCAGUUUUUCGUCCCACAGAGAAUUGAGGGAGAUUGGGCAGAUGGGAGCUGUGACCUCCCCCAGAGAGGUGGAUGUACUGUCAAGCAUUUUUGGCCUCAAACUAAAGAAAGAGGAAGGUCGAUACAAACUUGUAGCACAAGACCUCACUGCCAGUCUGGAUGACCUGUUCAGCACAAGUUCCAGGACCAGUGCUUCCUCUGAUUUUGAGAAGCAUCAGAUAACGCAGCAAAUUAAGGAUCACACAACCACAGAGGAUAAAAAUGAAGACACAAAAAUGAACACAGAAGAGAAGUCUGAGAAGAAAAUUGGAAAUGAGAAAGCAAAGGCAAGGGGGAGAGCCAAGAGAUUCUCAAAUAAGUUAAAAGAACCACAGAGCCAACAAUCUGCCCUUUGGGAGACAAUUGGCACUCAUAACAAGAGCCUGCUGAACUAUUUUGCAAGGAACUUUUAUAAUCUGCGCUUGCUGGCUCUUUUUAUCACCUUUGCAAUCAAUUUCGUCCUUCUGUUCUACAAGGUAACACCGUUUCCUACCCUGAAAGAAGAGGAAGGAAUGACCACAUCUGUUUACGGUGAAGAACUGAACUCUGAUGCUGACAACAACAGCGAGGGCAGAGUGUAUUUUGUACUUGAAGAAAACAGUGGAUACAUGGAGCCCUCUCUCAAUUUCCUGGCUGUAGCACACACAAUCAUCUCCUUCUGUUGUAUUAUUGGUUAUUACUGCCUCAAGGUACCAUUAGUAAUCUUCAAACGUGAGAAGGAAGUGGCACGAAGGCUGGAGUUUGAUGGACUCUAUGUGACAAAACAGCCUCCUGAGGAAGACAUCAAAGGCCAAUGGGACCGACUGGCAAUUAACACCCCAUCAUUUCCAAGCAAUUACUGGGAUAAAUUUGUGAAGAGAAAGGUGAUGGAUAAGUACGGUGACUUUUAUGGCUGCGAGAAGAUAAGUGAACUCCUAGGUCUGGACAAGGCUGCUUUAGACCUUAAUUCUGAAACAAAAACAAAGAAGAGGCUCAAGAGAGACGCUGCCUGGAGUGCUCUAUGCAACUCCAUUGACAUGAAGUAUCAGGUCUGGAAACUAGGUGUAGUUUUCACUGACAAUUCCUUCUUGUACUUGGCAUGGUACAUGACCAUGUCGUUUCUGGGACAUUAUAACAACUUCUUCUUUGCUGCCCACCUUUUGGAUAUCGCUAUGGGUUUCAAGACACUUCGUACCAUCCUCUCCUCUGUCACACAUAAUGGCAAACAGUUGAUCCUUACCGUGGGCCUCUUGGCUGUUGUGGUGUACCUCUACACCGUUGUAGCCUUCAACUUCUUCAGAAAGUUCUACAACAAAAGUGAUGACAAGGACAUCCAAGACAUGAAGUGCAAUGACAUGCUUACUUGUUACAUGUUCCACAUGUAUGUGGGAGUGCGUGCAGGCGGUGGAAUUGGCGAUGAGAUCGAGGAUCCUGCUGGAGAUGAGUUUGAGGUGGAACGGAUUGUCUUUGAUAUUACGUUUUUCUUCUUUGUCAUUGUCAUCCUCCUGGCCAUUAUCCAGGGCUUGAUAAUUGAUGCCUUUGGAGAGCUUCGUGACCAACAGGAACAGGUGAAGGAGGAUAUGGAGACCAAAUGUUUUAUAUGUGGAAUGGGAAGUGAAUACUUUGAUACGGUUCCUCAUGGCUUUGAGACUCACACGCUUCAGGAGCACAACCUGGCCAACUAUCUAUUUUUUCUGAUGUACCUUAUUAACAAGGAUGAGACAGAACACACGGGGCAGGAAUCUUAUGUGUGGAAAAUGUACCAGGAGCGUUGCUGGGAAUUCUUUCCUGUGGGAGACUGUUUCCGUAAGCAAUAUGAGGAUCAACUGGUAUGAAAUAACCUGAGAGGUCUAAAGCCUCCCUAGUGUCACAAGACAAAAUCUGUCUCGAUUUAUGCCUUUGGAGUUGCUAAUUUGCCUUCAGUUCUCUGUGUGUUUCUAUAGUAUUAAUUUUAGAUUUUGGCAUUUUCUUUCUCUCACAAUCAAGUAUUUCAUUUAUUUUACUAAAUUAAUUGGAACCAAAAGAUUGAGAACCACUUGUUUAUGUUCUCAUACAACAUUAGUGUGUGAUGCAUGUAUUAGCAGUCCUGUGGGAGGAAGCUAUUCAUUUGAGUGGUUUGUUAAGACUGCAGCACAUCUGUAGUAAUGAGGCUUUUUCUGUUUCAUAAAUCAUUAUCUGUCACAGUCAAAGCUGGCAAUCGAAAUUCAGUUUGAGGCAUUUUUUUUCUUGCUGGAUGUGUGUCAUGUUUUCUAAAUAAAUUGAUUUGUUUUUCUAAUCAGAGCCUCCCAUUCCUUCCUCCUGUGACAUCCAUAUAAACACUCUCCCUCUGGCAUUUGCUCUUUUUACUCUCCUCUGUUUCUUGUGGCUCUCUUGUCUUGUCUGUUGUGCUCAUCUCUCCAGGAUCCUUACCCUUCGCUCUUUGCUGUUCCCCCCUCCCGCGUUCCUUCUGUUCCCCUGCAAUUCCUUGUAUCGAGCUCUUUCCCACCAUCAUUGUCAGCUGUGGUGUAGCACGCUAGCAGAUCUCUCGCCAUUCAGGUCAAAACAAUAUUUCUGAUACCCGUCUCUGAUGGCCGAAAAGUCCUGAGGGAGUUCGUGGGUGUGUAACUCAAUGACUAAAAGAGUGUGCUGAGUUUUGUUAAACUGUUAAAUCAUGCUGAGGUUAACAACAGGAUGACAGGAGUUGGAGUGCCACCUACAGAUAUUGUCCUCAUUAUGCAAAGGUCACACUGAGUCGAACAGAUGUACUGCUGCUAUGGAUUCUGGCUGUUUUUGAGUCAUGACCAUGGCACAGUAUUGUUAAAAUAUUGUGAAAAAGGUGGGAAACUUGUGCUGUUUGUGUCAAAAAAUAGUAGCAAGUACUCAAUAUUUAUUUAUUUAUACUUUAAUUCAUUAAUUAGUUUUAAUUUGUUAAAAAAAACAACAGUUGCAAAUGGUUUCUUUUCUAAACACAUAUACAUUUUUCUGUCUCGAAGCACUUUUAACCUAACAUUUACACACUCAGGCCCCAAUGCGUUGAGGACAACUUAAGGUUCAGUAGCUUGCUCAAUGAUACUUCAACAUGUAACUUGGAAGAGCCAGGGAUUAAAGCAAAGGGAUAAAUGUGAGAGGAAAAAGGAAAGUUCAACAUGCAACAACUGUGACAGAAUUUCCAUGUAACUUUAGAUGUAUAUAAAUGACUCAAGUGUGAGUUGUAGUCUGGCCAUUCUUAGUUUUAUGGGUCCUUUUCACAGCACAACCUUUAUGUGCACAACGCAAAUAUCCCAGUGCUCGCCAAUUCUGUGUCAUGCUAUAUUUUCAUGCUUUUUUUUUUAUAGCCAUGGUUACUGCUGACCAUGCAGUUGUAAUAUUCUGGAUAUGAUUGACUUCUCAAAAAAUUGCAAAUGUCAUUGGUUUGUACAGAGCACCCAACCGAUGGUACCAGAACUUGUCACUUUCUUUCUGUACCUCACAAAUUACAGUAAUCAGUGAAUUGUGAUGGAUUGGGAGCUGCUAUGUCUGUUAUUGUUCUGAUGAUUACUAUGUAACAGAUUCUAUGGACCGCCAUUCAACAUCAAACCACGACUGGCUGUGACUGGCGAUAUAACAUUGCUUACUGCUUACAAGAGUCUGUUUAAACCUGUAAUUUGGUGCAUCUCGAUGGCGUGUUGUAAUGUUUGACAAAUAUAUGAUAGAAGCAGAAGAUCUGAUUUUGAAGAAGAGUGAACUGUACAGGGUAAGAAUUCUAAUCUUGAAUUUUUCAAGCAGCUGAUAACGUGUUGGUAUUUUAAACAUAAAGAAAACGUUCUCGAUUGCCAGCCCUGGAAAAAGGAAGCCCUAACACAUCUGAAUGUGACAUGUUCAUUAGCCAGGAUUUCCAAAAGAACAAACCUGUUUGAAUCCAUGUUUGAUUCAGACACAUCCAUGGUGUAAAUGCUCAUGGCAUUGGCUAAGUCAUCCCCGUCAAGAUAUGUCUUCUAGCAGCACAUGCAAACACCAUACUGACAUUUCAACAAGGUGAGGGGGGUCUUUAAGAUCGUGUCACUUCUACACUACAGGAAGGCUGAACUUAUUUAAUCUGUUGCCACAUUAGCCAAAGACCAGAGGUCGAGGAAUGUGGAAAAAACCUCUAAUCAAAAGCUUAUUUAAUUUGGAAAGAUACCGUCUUCUAGUGAGUAUAAAAAUCAAUCAUGCCGUCUAAACACCAAACCCACAGACAUCCAACUCCUCUUUCACGCCACAGAUUUGCAGGAGACAUGAGGUCCAAUUUCAUAAGAAACCUUCCAACAGUUGAUUUACUAGUACACCGUGUACUUGAAGGAGGGAGUCUGAUUCCAUCAAAACAACGCAGAUUAAACAUACUGUUUAUUGUA
Molecule: messenger RNA, 16170 nt
Organism: Pundamilia nyererei
Lineage: Eukaryota; Metazoa; Chordata; Actinopteri; Cichliformes; Cichlidae
Gene: ryr2b
Product: ryanodine receptor 2b (cardiac)
Biological process (GO): intracellular calcium ion homeostasis; striated muscle contraction; release of sequestered calcium ion into cytosol by sarcoplasmic reticulum
Cellular component (GO): Z disc; sarcolemma; sarcoplasmic reticulum membrane
Molecular function (GO): protein binding; ryanodine-sensitive calcium-release channel activity; calcium ion binding
Source: RefSeq, a predicted model, not a curated record